AUGGCCUCUAUACCCCAAAUGCCUUAUCGACGACCCUCUCGGCAGGGUUCUAGGCAGGCGUCGAUAGAUACGCGGGAUGAGAUACAGGUCCGCGUAGACCACUAUAUUGGAAUUGAUGUCGGGACUGGCAGUGCCCGCGCUUGUAUAAUCGAUAGCAAAGGCGAUAUUGUCGGCCUAGCCUCCGAGAACAUCGGUCUUUGGCAACCUCAACAAGGAUAUUAUGAACAAUCUACGAACGAUAUCUGGCGAUGCAUCUGUGUAGCUGUUCAGCGCGCAAUCAGCCAGCACAACAUUGACCCAGAGACCGUGAGGGGCAUUGGGUUCGAUGCGACAUGCUCGUUGUCGGUUUUUUCUAAUGUGACGAACGAACCGAUAUCCGUGACGGGUCCCAACUUCAACUCGGACCGCAAUGUGAUCCUCUGGCUCGACCAUCGCCCAGUGGAGGAAACCGAAAGAAUCAAUGCCACGAACCACAAUCUGCUCCGCUAUGUGGGCGGAAAGAUGUCCAUCGAGAUGGAGAUCCCCAAAGUUCUGUGGCUGAAAAACCAUAUGCCAAAAGAGCUCUUUGACCAGUGCAAAUUCUUUGACCUGGCUGAUGCCCUGACUUACAUUGCCACCGGCGCCGAGCAGAGAAGCUUCUGUAGUGUAGUCUGCAAGCAGGGAUAUGUUCCCGUCGGGGUGGACGGGAGCGUAAAAGGUUGGCAGGAAGACUUUUUGGAGGAGAUUGGUCUGAAGGACCUGUCAGAGGACGACUUUAAGCGAAUGGGCGGUGUCGACGGGGUGAAUGGCAACUAUCUUAGCGCUGGUGAAUUGGUUGGCACAUUGUGUGACAGAGCUGCCUCAGAGCUGGGUCUGCCCCCGGGGAUUGCAAUCGGCAGCGGCGUCAUCGAUGCCUAUGCAGGUUGGAUUGGCACCGUCGGCGCUAAGGUUGAUCUCGAGUCGGAACAGCUGAGCUCUGACGUCGCCAAGAACGAUAAAGCGCAGGCAUUCUCUCGAUUGGCCGCCGUCGCUGGAACAUCGACCUGCCAUCUUGCGAUGUCCCCUGAUCCAGUCUUUGUUCCUGGUGUCUGGGGGCCUUACCGCGAUACUAUUCAACCUGGAUAUUGGAUGGCUGAGGGUGGCCAGUCCGCAACCGGGGAGCUGCUCAAGCAUGUUAUCGAGACCCACCCCGCGUUCAAUCAGGCACUCUCGAUCGCCGAGUCGUACAACGCCAAUAUCUAUGAGUAUCUGAACGAGCAUCUUAGAGAAAUGGUUCAUGACCAGAAGGCUCCUAGUAUCUCUUAUCUAGGCCGACACGUUUUCUUCUAUGGCGAUCUUUGGGGCAACCGUUCCCCCAUUGCAGACUCUGCAAUGACAGGUUCUCUGAUUGGGAUGACGAGUGACAAGUCUGUGGAUGGCCUCGCCAUUCAUUACUAUGCCACGCUCGAAUUUAUCGCGCUACAAACCAGGCAAAUUGUGGAGACAAUGAACAAAGCAGGUCAUAGCCUCGCCUCCAUUUUCAUGUCGGGCUCUCAGUGCCAAAAUGACAUCUUGGUAAAACUGAUAGCAUCUGCCUGUGACAUGCCUGUGCUUAUACCUCGCUAUAUUCAUGCUGCUGUUUGCCAUGGUGCAGCCAUGCUGGGUGCCAAAGCCGCUAGUGCUGACGCAGAAGGCAAGACAGAAGAUCUGUGGUCUAUCAUGGACCGCAUGAGCAAACCGGGAAAGAAAGUCGUCCCAACUACGGAUAAGACGGAGAAGGCCUUGCUUGACGCCAAAUACAAGGUCUUCCUGGAGCAAUGUUACAAGCAGCAGGAGUACCGAGCUCUCGUAGACCAAGCCGUCGCCUCCUGGAAGUCCUAA
Molecule: messenger RNA, 1839 nt
Organism: Aspergillus tubingensis
Lineage: Eukaryota; Fungi; Ascomycota; Eurotiomycetes; Eurotiales; Aspergillaceae
Product: FGGY-family carbohydrate kinase
Exons: 3
Coding region: 1-1839 (612 amino acids)
Biological process (GO): carbohydrate metabolic process
Molecular function (GO): phosphotransferase activity, alcohol group as acceptor; kinase activity
Source: RefSeq, a predicted model, not a curated record